CCACCACCACCACCACCAUCUACUCUACAUCCGCCACCGCCACAUCUGCCCCUAAAUCUUUAUUCUCCUGCCUUGUCGUUCGCUAUCUCCUCUUCCUCUUCUCUGCCUAGCGCCUCGCCCGCCUCCUAAACGCCUUCCCGACUUUGCCGGCGCCGCUCUCUUUAUUAAUAGUCUUCAUCUGUUCUCCAUCCUGCCUUGUUGCUCUUGUUCUUUCUGCUCUACUCUAGUAUCUUCUGUAUGAAGCUGCUUCUCUAAUCUCUAUCAUAUGAGAAUACAACAUCACAGGCCAAUGCGUCCCUACAGACUCACCAUACCCGGUCCCUCUGUGGCUGCCCACACCUUCUUUUCCCUCCUCCUCCUCUCUCUCUUUUCUUUUUCUCGCCCUGUUAUCAAUCAAACUCUCUCUCCCUCUCUCUCUCCCUCUCUCUCUCUCUCUCUCUCUCUCUUUUUCUCCCGCCGCGAGUCAACGCACGCACGCACGGCAUGGCUCGGGCGCUCGAGUAGUUGUAGUCG
Molecule: messenger RNA, 513 nt
Organism: Myxozyma melibiosi
Lineage: Eukaryota; Fungi; Ascomycota; Lipomycetes; Lipomycetales; Lipomycetaceae
Exons: 1
Source: RefSeq, a predicted model, not a curated record